Molecule: messenger RNA, 2417 nt
Organism: Amphibalanus amphitrite
Lineage: Eukaryota; Metazoa; Arthropoda; Thecostraca; Balanomorpha; Balanidae
Product: annexin A7-like
Exons: 3
Coding region: 665-1375 (236 amino acids)
Source: RefSeq, a predicted model, not a curated record
AGUUCAGUUCAAGUUAGCAACAGGGGUCGUUUUGUAAAAGUAGGUGCAAGUCCGAUGAAUUGCUGAAUUAAAAUCCCGAUCAAAUUAAGGUAGGGUAAGGUCAAGGUAAGGUAGGGUAAGAACUAAGGAGUGCAUAACUGCAUACUCACCAGUAGCCCCUGUCAGAUGGUCCCCAUGCAGACGCUCAUGAUCCUCACCCAGAAAAGGUUGAAAACGCUUCAAUUAAUCAGAUUUCUUACGUGAGUCUUGAAAUGAAAUGCAUAGGGCUUAUAACAGCCACCAAUUGUAGCUAAGUAGGUACUGGUGAUUCACAUAAGCCGUGUGGCCGAAAAUAAAUGAAAUCUACAGGAAACGCUUUCGUGUUACAUGCAAUUGCCAAGUACCAUAUUAAACAGCCAAAUCUGAAGUUUUGAUCUAUGUAUAGCAUCAGUCACAUACACUUUUCCUUUGACUCUCACACCCCUUUUAGACAAGAAGCUCAAAACGACCACCUCGGCGAUGGAUGCACUCCAGCACCAGAGCAUAAAGUUGCCAAUGGCGUGGAUGCACCACAUUUCUAAGGGAAUGGAACCAAAGAAGCUUGCAAUGGCGUCCUUCAGCCGCAGAAUAUCCGGUCACCAGCGGGCACCUGCCAAGCGAGUCACCAGGAAACAGUCAGUUCACAAUGGAGGACCUGGGCCAGACACAAGCUCUGGUUCGCAAGAGGCGGGACUUUUUUGAUGCAGCCGAAGCGUGUUCGGGCAAAUACGGCGAUGACAAGACCGAGUGUCUGUGUGAGCACGGCGAGGACUUCUGGUGCGACCACUGGGAGAGCAGCGCUGAUUUCAGCGAACUCGCGAUGGUCGUCUCGGCCGUCAUUGUCUUUUUGCUGUUUCUCUCCUGCCUGAUCUGCAUCUGCCGCCGCCGGCGGCGCGGCUUUGUCUUCCGCUCGCCGUCCGGCAGGACGGUUACUACGACCACAGCUGUGGUUCAGCCGCCCCUCCAGUCGCACGGACCAGCCGCCUCGCACGUGCCAGGCACUUCCUUCUCCAGCCCGUCGCAGAUGUGGCUCCCGCCGGGGGAGGGCGGCUUCCCCCAGCCGCCAGCGGGCUACUCGCAACCGUCUACGGGAUACCAGCAGCCUCAAGGCGGAUACCCACAGCAACAGGGCAGCUACCCGCCCCAGGGCGGUUACCCACAGCAGCAGGGAGCCUACCCACAGCAGCAGGGAGGCUACCCACCCCAGGGCGGUCACUCACCCCAGGUCGGUUUCGCUCACGCGCCGCCCCCCUCAGGCGGAGCUGACCUGCCUCCACCGUACGACGCUGUCACCGGCCGCCAGCCGCCCUUCAACCCCAACUUCCAGGAAGGCGGCGACACGAAGCGGCCGAUGUAGACGGCUGACCGUCGCUCUGUUGGCAGGGUCUGCCCCUCCCACCCCCAAAUACUACCUACUCAGUCGGACCGGGGCGGGGACGGUGGCCGGCGAUACUGUCGUAUCUGUGAGCAGAGGACUCGUGCAGCCUGCUGUGGCUGGUUAUUGUGUGCGAUCUGCCAGAGCUAUGCUUGUGCGGUGCACAGCUCGCAGCGGUCUGAAAAUCGGACUCCUCUUCUCUGGGAGUAAAUUGUGUCUGUAGAAUGUAUUGCGCUUUCAAAAGAAUCCUCAAUAUCUUCGUGUGCUGAGCAAGCAACGUUACCAAGCCUACUCACGAAGUGUCUGGCGAACCCGUCAGAUGCGCGCUUCCACUGCAGUUAUAGGUUUAUUGUACUGCGUUCCUGUUGAAGGACUCCAUAUACGUGCUGGUGAGACACCGAGUCCCUGCUUGGUGCUUAUUGGGGUGUACGUCAUCUUUGGAUCGGUUUUAUGGAUGAACAUGUGCAUGUGAGGAUCGAAGGAGGUCGCCAUUUUCAAUUUAUAAGCGUCACGCUUUCUUUUCAUCGCGUAUCGGAAGUGUUACGCUUUCAUGCUGUCAUAAGAUUGAAGGACACGUUGAACCAUUUUAGAUUGAACCGAAACAAGGAGCCUAUGCUUGUUACGUAGCACCAGCCUGGGGUUCAUGAAGGGAUAGUACUUUUUAGUAGGUAUUUUUUUCCUAUUUCGGAGUCACUAAAACUAAAAGAAGCAGUAGAAUCACUUCUGAAAAGUACGAUCCCUACAUUUUAGAUUGGACGUGCUGUGUGGUUGAUAAAAGUCACAUUCGUCGCUAGUCGGGCUGUGGCCGACUUCCAUAGGUACCCUGGAAGGGCGAAGGUUGUGGAACGGGCUGCUCGUGUUAGGUUAUGUAGGGUUGCACAGGUCCAACGCCUCUUGAGCUGCCGGUACAUCCAAGGGAGGCAGAAAAGCCGGGACUCGGUUUGGCUUAUGUGGUGUCAGCUAAUACGCUGUUGAAUCUCGUGGCAAAUGUUUAAACAUGAAUAAAUAGACGGAGUUUUUGAAA